Salvelinus sp. IW2-2015 is the source of this 13775-nucleotide messenger RNA. Lineage: Eukaryota; Metazoa; Chordata; Actinopteri; Salmoniformes; Salmonidae. The record is from RefSeq and is a predicted model, not a curated record.
CUCGCGGGUUGUGGAGAGGAAUGGAGAAGCCAGUAAGCGCGUGCAGUUACACCUUGUACACAGAUGGCCGUGUGACUCCUAUCUUGUAAAUGAUGUACAUACAUUAGCGUCUGAAGGUAUCUGCAUGUAUAAGUGUAUAUACAUUUAUGUCGCCACAUCGACGGUUGACGGGGAAACCUGUACAUCAAAGAUCAGACCAACGAAAGGCAAGCAUCAUCUGUGUGGCACGUACCGUUAGACCUCCUGCCUGCUCUAGUAUAGAUUUAGAAAGACUCGACACUAGUUGGGAUUUUCAAACUUGGAUUUACCGACACGCACUAAUGGUGAAGCUCAAAUUUAAAAAAGGAUAUCAUUUGAAAAUGAGUCGUAUCUUGCAUAAUCUGAUGGAAUAUUGCUGUUAAAACAAUUAUAGGCAAUGAAGUGCAAUUUAAAGGUCGCUUGAGCAACGUUUGAAAUAAUUUGUGUAGCUACAUAACGGAAUAUAAAUUAUAGGGCUUGUUUAGCUAGCUUGCUAGCUGUCUGGGUUACCAGUUUGCCAAAAAAAUUCAGAACGGACGUUAACGAGAUGAUACAUUUAGGAUUUACCUGAGGAGAUUCACCUUAAGACUUUGAAGGAGAAGAUUAUCUAGAAGAGGAGGAAGAGGCCCUAGCUUCCCUCAGCUUCCCUCUCUUUCCCAGAGACAUUAAACACUCUCCUCUGCCUCAGCGUGUGUAUAUAGUAAGGUUGGCUGAGGUGAGGCUUUAUUGAGGUGCYUAUUGAGGUUAGUCCCCUUGGUAAGGUGCACAGGAAAGGGUAUGCACUUUAGGAGAUGGAGAGAAAGAAAGUAAGGACAUAAAGCUAGGACGGAGUGGAGAUAAGAAGCACUGUGCUGCUCAUCCUCUUUAUGCCUCUGUAAAGACUCUAAAGAAAGGAGAGAGGAGGACGGGAGCCUCUAGUGGCAGGGCCCAGCCCCGUAGUCACCAGCAACACUGGAAGAACAGCAGCCAGAGAACCUAGAAGCUGGGUAAGAAGAGGACCACAGAAAGAGAGGAGAGACGGGGACUGAACGAGAACCAGAGGGUCGGAGGAGGAGAGGACGGGGAGCAGGAGGGGCAUCCCCAUGGCGACGGACCCUGGAGAACCCACGGGGACAGAGGACUCCUCAGAGAAACCUGAUGGAGCGCGAGAGGAGGAGACGGAGCAGGAGGAUGGCAGGAGGGAAAGGACGCAAAGUACCCCCUCUGACUUCCCCUCCUCCCAGGCCCAGGAGAGGAGAGCCGCCGAGGGUAGGGAUACAGCAGAAGGACCAAGAGGAGGCGGAAGCAGAGGAGGGCGAGGAGAGAUGGAGGACAGAGAUGUUAAGGAAGAGGAGAUGCCUCCGUUUAGACCUAUGUCUCUCUCCACACCCUCAUCCCCGGCUGCGACCGUGGUGGCUUCAGGGUCAGGAGGUCAUGGGCCGAGGCUGAGGAGAGAGAAGCGUUUCUUCAGGAAGAGUGUGGAGAUCUGCGAGGAGGAGGACGAGGUGGCGGCAGACCCCCCAGAUGUGUCCCACUCCACCCCCCACCUGGAUUCAGUCUUCACCCUCACCGGGGCCCAGGCCCCUACCGCCWCCGCCGCCUCAGCUUCCGCAGCCCUAGGACACGACACCGCUCACCAUGACCCAUCCAGCCCCAGCACCACCCAGGACCCUGGGGCCAAGGACGCCCCCUCCUCCGCCCCUGCCCAGACGGGGAAGGAGAGGGACAGGGAGCAGGAGGAGGAGGCAGAGAUGAAGGCCAUGGCCACCUCGCCGGGGGGGAGGUUUCUGAAGUUUGACAUUGAGCUGGGGAGGGGAGCCUUUAAGACCGUUUACAAAGGCCUAGACACCGAGACCUGGGUGGAGGUGGCCUGGUGCGAACUACAGGACCGUAAGCUGACCAAGGCGGAGCAGCAACGUUUUAAGGAGGAGGCAGAGAUGCUGAAGGGACUCCAGCAUCCUAACAUUGUCCGUUUCUAUGACUCCUGGGAGUCAGUGCUGCGAGGGAAGAAGUGCAUCGUCCUGGUCACCGAACUCAUGACCUCGGGGACACUCAAAACGUAUCUGAAGCGCUUCAAGGUGAUGAAGCCUAAGGUCCUGAGGAGCUGGUGUCGUCAGAUCCUGAAGGGCCUUCACUUCCUCCACACCCGGACCCCUCCCAUCAUCCACAGAGACCUGAAGUGUGACAACAUCUUCAUCACGGGCCCCACCGGCUCCGUCAAGAUAGGAGACCUUGGACUGGCUACUCUCAUGAGGACCUCCUUUGCUAAGAGUGUCAUAGGUACUCCUGAGUUCAUGGCUCCAGAGAUGUACGAGGAACAUUAUGACGAGUCAGUGGACGUCUAUGCCUUUGGGAUGUGCAUGUUGGAGAUGGCCACCUCAGAAUACCCCUACUCAGAGUGCCAGAAUGCUGCACAGAUCUACCGUAAAGUCACCAGCGGUAUAAAACCAGCCAGCUUUGAUAAAGUCAACGACCCAGAGAUUAAAGAGAUCAUCGAAGGCUGCAUCCGCCAAGACAGAGAAUCCAGGCUGUCCAUCCGGGACCUGUUGACCCACGCCUUCUUUGGGGAGGACACUGGGGUGCGUGUGGAGCUGGCRGAGGAGGACAUGGGGUAUCAGGAGUGUCUGGCCCUCAGGAUCUGGGUGGAGGAUCCCAAGAAGCUGAAGGGAAAACACAAAGACAACGAGGCCAUUGAGUUCAGUUAUGACCUGGAGAAUGACAGCGCAGAAGAGGUGGCUCUGGAGAUGGUGAGAGAGGGGGAGAGAGAGAGGAGGGCUGGGGGGGACCUAGAGAACGAUAGAGGGGAGAGCAUUGUUUCAGCCAGCUGUGAGUCCUAUGCCAAUGGCCAGAGCCAGGCGUACCCUCAGCAACGGGAGUCCUACGUGCUUUCUCAAUCCAACCUCCCUGCUGCUGCUUCGGCAAUUUUGGCCCACACCAAAAUGUUCCCAAUUAGUCAGAGCAGAGGAGUUCCGAAUGUGCUUAUUGGUCAGAGUAGUGGGAUUUCCGGCAUGUCCAUUGGCCAAAGUGGUGGUGGGGCUUCUGAUGGUCAGCAGACUUACGUUCAGCCUGUUGCCAUGCCAACACAGGUUUCACCAGGUGUACCACAGCAGUAUUCACAGUCAUACCACUCAGAUGGGUCACAGAUUGCACUAAUGGCCSCUUCCCUGUCCUACGCACCCCCAGUCUCCCCCCAAGCCCAGCUCAACAUCCUCCCAGCUCCCAUGUUAGCGGGGGACCCAACAGGACGAGUGGGGGCCAUGGUCCCUCUUCCACAACAGGCCCAGGCCAACGUCACUCCCAAUGUCAUCCAGAUGACACCCCAGCCUUUAACCCAGCAAGCACUGCCUGACAUGAUCCCACAGCAGCAGACCAUUGUUCAACAACAACAACAGAUGCUGAUGGAGCAGCAGCAGCAGCAGCAAAUGGAGGCUCAACAAGCCGCCCUGCUUCAGCAUCAUCAACAACAACAUCAACAACAGGCCAGUGUAAUUCCCCAGAACCAGGCGGUACUGAUACAGCAACAGAUGGAACAACAACAGCAGCAGCAGCAACAGCAGACUAUAGCAAUCCAACAGCAGCAAACUACUGAGCCACAGCAGCAAGUGUAUGUGCAGCAAGCUUUGGUUCAGCAGCAGGCCUUACUACAACACCAACAAUCAAUGGAACAACAGCAGCAUCAGGCCUUACAACAACAACAACAAUCAAUGGAACAACAGCAGCAUCAGGCCUUACAACAACAACAAAAUAAGUGGAACAACCAGCAGCAUCAGGCCUUACAACAACAACAACAAUCAAUGGAACAACAGCAGCAUCAGGCCUUACAACAACAACAACAAUCAAUGGAACAACAGCAGCAUCAACAACAGGGGUUGUCAUUGCAGCAACAGCAAUUGGAUCAAACCCAAGCCUAUGCGCAACCACCGCAAAUCGACGUACAGCAACAACAGCAGCAACAACUGCAGCAGCAGCAACAGCAGCAAAUAUUGUUACUACACCAACAACACCAGAUAGAACAUCAGCAACAACAACAGGCAAUGUUACUAGAACAACAACAGCAAGGGUACAUACAACAGCAGCUUGAGCAACAGCAGCAACAGGCUUUGAUACAACAGCAACAACAGGCGCAACUACAACAGCACCAACUGGAGCAGCAGCAAGCGUUGUUACAACAGCAGAUAUUUGAGCAACAGCAGCAGCAAGCGCUGUUACAACAGCAGCAACAAGAGCAGCAGCAACAGCAAGCCUUAAAGCAACAGCAACAACAGGCACAACUACAACAGCACCAGCUAGAGCAACAGCAAGCGCUCCUACAGCAACAACAGCAUCAACAACAACAACAACUGGAGGCUCACCAAGUGAGCCAGAUACAACAACCACAAAUGGAUUUACAACAGCUGCAACAACAACAGCAAGCUGUGCUGAAACAACCGACCCAACUACAACAACAGGCGGUCGUCAGUCAUCCAAUCGACUCACAGCAAGCUGUGCUAAAGCAACAGUUGGAACAACAGCAAGCCAUGCUACAACAGCAACAGCUUCAACAGCAACAGGUGAUUUUACAGAAGCAGCAAUUGGAGCAACAACAGCAGCAAGCUCUGUUACAACAACAGAUUGAACAACAACGGCAACAGCAGGCACUGCUACUGCAACAACAAGCGGAGAGAAUUCACCAACAGGGUUUGCUACAAGAGCAGCAGCAACAGAUUCAACAACAGCAAGAGACUGGGCAAACGCAGCAGCACCAGCAAACCGCCAUAAUUCAAGUACAACAAAGCGAGAAACAAGAGACCGCUUUAAAUCUGCAACAAUGUGAGCAGCUGCAAGGAUUGAUUCAACAGCAACAGAUUGAUGUAUGUAUGUUGCAACAACAACAGCAAAACCCUGCUUUGUUUCCACCUAGUCACACUAGCCUAACCCAGCAGCAACUGACAGAACAACAGCAAGUGGUGCUGAUACAACAACAACAACAACAACAGCAACAAAAACAACCUAUCUUACUGGAGCAACAACAACAAGCAUACGUUGCCCAGCAACAUCAGCAGCACCAUCAGAGCUCUGUCAUUGAACCUCAGCCUCAGAUCCCCCUUAUAGCCCCAGCCAUACCAGCAGCAGAGGUUAUACAGGCCAUUCAGGUCCAAGCUCAGAUGGCCGCCCAGGGUCAGGAAGUGAUACCUGUAGCCAUUCAGCUACAGAUUUCCAGCCAAGCUCUACCGGCUGUAGUGCAAGCCCAUGCCCAAGUCCUGGCCCAGAUUCAAGCUCGGAAUGAAGCUCACCCUCAGAGCCAGGGUAAUGUCUCAGUCCCAGUACUCCAAGCCCAGCCUCAGCCUCCACACCAAGCCCAGCCCCAGAUGAUCGAGGUCCAGAUUCCAUCUCACAUGGUGGCCCCAAUCCAGGCACCAAGUCCUCCGAUCCCUAUCCAGCCUCAGGUUCCUCUGGUACAGGCUCCCCAUCAGAUGCCAGCUCUAAUACAGGCCCAGGCGCCAGGGCAGUCAGUUAUCCAGCAGACUCCCCAGCCUUUGCACCUAACCCAGGCCCUGACUCAGACUCAGAUUCCAGAAGUUCUUGAGACUCAGAUGAUGCCUCCUAAGCAGCAGAGCACAGCUCUGGUSCAACCCCAACCUCCAGUCUCAAUACCCCUCAUGCAAAGCCAGGUCCAGCCUCAACCCCAGCACCAGUCUCUAGUGCAGCCCAGUGUUCAACUUCCAGAGGUGGUGCAGCCUCAACUCCAGCACCAGGCUCCGGCCAGCCUAUUGGCACCGCAGUAUGUCACUGCACUUCAGCCCACCCAACAGCAAACCAUGCAGCCAGUCCAACACCAACAACAGGACAUCACUCAACAAGUACCACAACAACAACAACAACAGCAGAUACUGAUGGAUCAACAUCAGGACAUCACUCAACAAGUACCACAACAACAACAACAACAACAGCAACAGCAGAUACUGAUGGAUCAACAACAGGACAUCACUCAACAAGUACCACAACAACAACAACAACAGCAACAGCAGAUACUGAUGGAUCAACAACAGUCCAUGCUGCAGAACCAGCAGAUGAUGCUGUCCCCUGGAUCUGUUGGUGUUGGAACUGUCCUUUCAGCCCCUGCAGCCAAGGUCCUAGCCCCUAACACCUUGGUCUCUGCUUCGUCCCAACACAUACAACAACAGACUGGACAAGCUCCAGCCCACAUCCAGCUGGCUCUGCAGUCCCUUYCCCCUCAGCAGCAGCAAGUCUCAAUUCCCCCUCUCAACCCAAGUCAACUGGCUUCUCCGCUUCCUCAGAUCCCCGCACAUCUGUUGCCCCAGCAGCCCACUGUUAACCCAGCACAGAUAGCAGUCCCCAGUAACGUGCCCCAGCUCGGGACUCAGACUAGAGCCCUACCCCUCUACAGUCAGGUAGGAGCAGGAGGUCCUCCACCAUCCCCCCAGCACCAGGCUCAGCUGACGCAGCCGCUACCCGCCCACACACACACCCAGACGGCCAUGCAAGCUCUCGCAAACACUCACACCCAGACACUGGUCCACACCGAGACCCAGCUCGCUGAGGCCACAUCGGAGGCUGCCACCACCGAGCAACAGCACCCUCCGAAUCCCCCCCAGGCUACUUUCCUCCCUCUUCCACACAUGUCCCCCUGCCCCACUCAUACAGCAUCUCACCCCCACCCUGCCUUCCUGCCACCCCUCCAUCCUGCUACCCCUGGCCCAGAGACCCAGCCCACCCCACCAGAGAGUCAGCUAACCCUGCAUGGCCUGGCUGAUGGUCCCCCGGGCCCCACUUCUCUCCCGCCUGUUGCCGCCGCUGCUGCCCAGCCCCUUGAUUCUAACGCCCCCUCGCUGCUGCCCCCAACCUCAACCUCGCUCCCAGACUGUGACCCUGCUCUGCUGAGCAUUGCUCAGGAGAGUCCGAAACAGUCUGGCACAGAGAGACACUCCACUUCAGGCUCUGUUCCAGCCGAUGGGGAUUUACAGAUGUUGGCCAAUGGGAAAMUAGAGAGGGUGAAGUCUCAGAGGAGAUUGUCCUAUCGGGGGCCAGAAAAAGGAUYACAUGCAUUUCAACUGACCAUGAUUCAGGUGUCCGGCUCUGGGGACAACAUGGUGGAGUGUCAGCUGGAAACCCACAGUAACAAGAUGGUCACCUUCAAGUUUGACACCGAGGGAGACGCACCUGAAGACAUUGCAGAUUACAUGGUGGAGGAGGAUUUUGUCCGUGAAUCAGAGAAAGAGACAUUCGUGGAAGAGCUGAGGUCCAUUGUCAAGAGAACGCAGGAAAUUCUCCUCACACAUCAACAGUGGACGGGGAACAGUCGUCUCCGGUGGGCAGAUGGAGGUUCUUCAUCAACCAGACAAUCAGACACAGAGACUCCACAUCAAACCAGGGAGGAGCGUCAACCCCUCCACCUCUCUCGCCCGGCGAGGUCAGGGUGCCUCAGUCUACAGACACUGACCGAGAGUGGGAUGGAGGAUCCCAGAGAUCGGACUCCUCCUUUGCUGAAAUGGUUUCCUCUCCUCCUAUCUGCCCCACCUCCACCUUGUGUGCCCUGGCCUCUGCCUCCUCCCCCCCUGCCUCCACCUGCGUCUCCACCGUUCCUACCCCUGCCUCCAUGUCUGCCCCCCCAGCCACUGCUGCCCCCACUCCUGACACGACUGCCUCUGCUGCCUCUGACAGAAGUGUUUCUGACCUGGCUUCUACUAGUGCAGCUGUUGCCUCAGUCCUACACCCAGUCCCCGCUGCCUCAGCUGGGCCAAGGCCCAAGCCUGGGGGAUGUAGUAACGGUGGCAGCCCCAGGGCAGUGUGUGUCUGGUGGGGGCCACUCAUUCACCGGCUCCAUCCACCCUCCAGUGGCUGUGGCUACAGAUGUGGCUUCUCCUCCUGCCAGCCAUGCAGUUCUGGAGCAGCAGCAAAACACUCUGCCUCAGAUUCAGUGCAUGGCAGCCCAGCCUCAGGCCCUGCCUCAGAUUCAGUGCAUGGCAGCCCAGCCUCAAGCCCUGCCUCAGGCCCAGGUCCAGUUACAACAGCAGCUCCAGACAAUGCAACAGGUACAGCAGCAGCAACAGCAACAACAACAACAAAACCUGCAGGCUGUGCAACUCCAACAGGUACAGCAACAACAGCAAGAGUACCAAGAGCAGAUACAACUGCAGCAGCAGCAGCAGCAACAAGCGUUGCAAAAAUCUAUUGAACAGUUGCAGAUGCUGCAACAGCAACAACUACAGCCACAACAACAACAACAACAGMAGCAGCAGCAGCAGUCUCAGCUAMAUUUACAGCCCCAGCUCAGUCAGACAAAGCCAUUACAAAAACAGUGUAUGUCCCUGCAACCACAGACAGAGAUGUUGCCACUGCAACAGCCACAGCUACCACAACAACAACAGCCACAGCUACACCAGUUACCACAACAACAACAACAACAGCAACAGGCAGCGAUUGACCUGCAGCAACAGCAUCAGCAACAGUUAGGUCUGGAACAGGCACUAGAUAUUCAGCAGCAACAGGAAAUGCUCCAACAACAACAACAACAGUCUUUUAUGGCUGGAACUGCCAUACAGGGAGAUGUGUUGCAGCAGCAACCUGCGCUGCUAGCCCAGUCAGUGAACCAACAGUAUGUCCAACAACAACCAGUACAGCUACUAAACAUGGCACUGGUGCAACAACAGCAAGCUCAUCAACAACAACAACAACAACAGCAACAAGAGGUUAACCCUCAGCAGAAGCAGCAGGUGCCCCAGCAGGAGCAGCCGUCGUUCCAACAGUCAGAGUGGGAGCUGUCUACAUGGGAGGCCAUUGUGACCGAGGAUAAAGUCAGUCACUCUGCACCCCUACACCACUCCUCAGACUCCACUCUGCCCCUCAACAUUAACACAACCUCCGAUGCCCCCCUAUACCCUCUCUCCCUCACCCUGACACCCUCCCCGGUCCAACCAUCCUCUGUGGCUGAGUCGGACAGCGAGGGCCCUCCCAAAAUCGAGUUUGUAGACAACCGCAUUAAGACUCUGGAUGAAAAGCUGAGGAACUUGUUGUAUCAGGAGUAUAGUAGUGGGGCAGCUGUGACGGGGGGAGCUGCUGUGGUUUCUACCGCAGGUCCCACCGCAGUGUCAGCAGCCUCCACAUCGGCAGGAGGGGAUGAAUCCUCGGAGCCGCACUCGCUCCAUCCCUCCUCCUUCCCUACUCCUGCCUCCUCCUCCUCAGACACCUCUCCUCAUUCCUCCUCCUCCACCACCUCCUCCACCUCCUCCCGCUCCUCCUCUACCUCUCCUGACCUGGAGAGGGGGAGAGGAGUGGGGGAGGAGGCUCCUCCAACAGGCCCGGUGGAGCAGCAGCCCGCCCCGUCUCUCUCCUCCGCCUCCCCCCCUUCCUCUCCCCUGGCCCCGCCACAUGGAGACUCUGCCGGGCCACCGCCUAUCCCUGGAGAACCCACCGUUCUUGCUGCCCCCUCUCACUCUGACACCAGUACCCCAGGAGAAGUCACUACGUGGCCCCCCAAUCUGCACCCCAUCCCCCUGGGCCAUGGACCGCCACAGCAUAAUGCAGGAGGUGGAUAUUUUGGCCUAAACCUGACAUGUCCUAGUAUCAGAAAUCCCGUUAGCAAGAAAUCCUGGACUCGCAAAUUCAAAAGCUGGGCGUGCAAACUGCGCCACUCCGCCAGCUUGUUCAAGAAGCCCAGAGUCAAGCAAGAUGGUCACUCUAGAGGCAGCCAGGCAGUCAGAGAGGGAGCUUCCUCCAACCCUACCCACUCACUCAAAGGACGAUUUCGGGUCACCGCAGUGCCCCAGCUCCCCGAGGCCUCUCCCCCCAAAGAGGCAGCCUCCGGUAUAGGCAGCAGUCACAGGAAAGUGGGGCGCUUCUCUGUCACCCAGACGGAGGCCCAAAGAGAGGAGAAAGAGCUAACAGACAGCUCCCCUGUGUCUCCUGACCUGGAGAGAGAAAGGAGGAGGGCCCGAGGGAAAGAGGGAGAGGAAGGGAAGAAGAAUCCAGCACUGAGCCACCCACCCCGAGGACAUGGGCAUGGUCACUCACCCCUAGGCAGUAGUGAUGAUGAGGAGAGUGAAAUGGGGGGUGAAGACCUGAGGAAGGAGCUGCACAAGCUGAGAGAGAAACACAUCAAGGAGGUGGUGUCCCUGCAGGCUCAGCAGAACACAGAGCUCCAGGAGCUGUACAAACAGCUCCGCUCCCUCAAAGAGCACCGGCCUACCCUGCCUCUGCCUCGCACCCCAACCCUUCCCUCGGGAGCGUCAGCCCUCUCCCCCCGCAGGCCCCGCCCGGCCAAAGCCAAGCUCCGACCCAGACCCCACUCCCACAUAGACAACAAUGGAGUCACUGGUCACCCUGGUAUCCAGCAGUCCAGUAGUUUUUCAGGCGGAGAACAGAGCAGACUACCACCGUACUGCAACCCAGAACACACCAGUCUACUGACUACUAAAAGAGACCACAGUCCUCCCUCCCAAGGUGCCAGGAAGAGCACGUUCACAGAUGACUUGCACAGACUGGUUGAUGAUUGGACGAAGGAGACAGUGGGUCCCACCCAUCCCAAGCCCUCGCUCAAUCAGAUCAAGCAGAUUCAGCAGGUGCAGGAGUUGAGAGGCUGGCCAAAGCCCACAGAGGUGGCUCCUCCAGGUUGGUUCCCUGUGGCACCACUGAACCCCCAGGCCUCCCCAGCCCCAGCUCAGUACACUGCUGGGRGGAGCCUGAGCCAGUGGAGCGGGGUGGGGGGACCACCAGGAUCACAGCAACAACAACAAAUACACAUGCCUCAAGUCCCACAGCUGCAGCAAAGUUUACAUCUCCAGCAAGCCCAGCCUCCUCACCCAUUACAGAUACAGCCCUUUCAGCAAUCACCUCUAUGCCUACAACAACAGCCCCUAAUCCAGACUCCACUACUGUCUCAGUCCCCGGCUCCUGUACAGCCACAGACUGGGCAACAACAGAUACCCAAUCAGCCCAAUGUAGGUGUAGGAGCCUCACCACAGAAUCAGAAUCAACCUAUGUUGCCUUCCCAGAUACCCCAAAUGGCCCCGUCAUCUCAGCUGGACCUAGCCCAGCCUGGGUGUCUGAUUCCUGGGUCUAGCACAACCAUGGUGGUGGGAACCAUAGACACUGGACCUGCUGCUGCUGCCACCGGUGGCCCCGGAGGGACAUUCUGCUCCUCCUCCUGCUGCUCUGCUGCUGCUCAACCAUCCAGUGCCAAACUUCACCCCACGCCCCCAACCUCAACUCUUCCUCUGGGACAGCAGUGAAAUGAAGAAAAUAUAAAAAGGGAAGAGUGAUGUUGAUUAUGAUGGAACGAGGGAAGGAGAAAAAAGAUGGAGAGUGUGUAUGUUAUGAGAGGUAAUGUCUGAGAAUGAGAAAAUGGAAGCCAGUGGGUUUGUAAAGAUGAGAUGGGGAGUGCAUGAGAGAGAUGGUUGAGUCUAUGUAGAGUAUACAUUUACAUUUACAUUUAAGUCAUUGGGGAAAUUUGGAACUCUGGGUGGGUUAUUGUUGUAUUUGAGUGUUGAGAUGUACAAACUUACAUAACGUUUGUGUGUGUGUGUGUUUGUGUUGCCAUUGAUUUUCUCAAUACAUAUCUCUUGUGUGUUUUGACACCAAGUAACAGUCAUGUUAUUUUUUAAAUACAACUAAGUUGGACCCUGAACUCUUCUCCCAAGCAGAGACAUGAAGGAACACAAACAUUAGGAAAUUAUUAUUGUAUUUUUUAUUUGUCAAUGCUUACUUAUAUUGAAAAGGACUAUGGAUUUUAGAAGUGCAAUUACUAACUGUCAUCUAAAUGUUAUCAUCCUGUAUUGUCGUGAUUUGUCUGUAAGGCAUUUAACAAAAUAUUUUUGUAGAAGCACGUUGACAACAUUCAACCAGACAUUUACAAGCCAAUACAGUGAGCCAACAUCUUACAUGAAUAUAGCACAAAUGUUUCAACAGGCUACCAAUGAGAUGUAAAGCAGUUACAACAACAGCAUGUUACAGUAACACCACGGAGCAUGGUAAUAGUGGUGCUACCUGGCUAUUAUCACUACCACAAUGUCACUAAGCAUACUGUUGUACGGUGUAGUGCACUGGCAAGGCAUGUACUUUGUGUAUUGUUAUAUUUUACAUUGAUAAGUAGUGGUAACAACUAGGUUAGAAGAUUCAAAAUAACAAGUUGAUGAGUAACAUGAUUAAAUUCUGAUCAAUUGAUUUCCUUAAUACACUGAUAAAUUUAUUUAAUUGAUGAAUAUGUUCAGUGGGCUUUCAUUUAAAUCUUACUGAAUAAACACACUCGAGACUAAGACUGCAUGAUCUUACGGCUACAACAUACCUUGACUUGCCUGAAUUUAGUGCAAUCUACUUACACGUGUGCUUAUAUAUUUAUCACGUCUGCUGCUGUGCACAACAGAACUCCGAGGUAACUUAUUGAUCAGGAAUAAAUCAAUGUUUUAUUUGAGCUAAAAUAAAUACAUUUGUUUUAGAUAAAUGUUUUAUUUCCUCUACCAGUCUCAGCCCUGCAUAUUGAAGGUGUCAUCUAAGGAAAACAAUGAUGAGAAAACAAACAAAAUGCCAAGUAAUUUCAUGGUAAUGGAGAACCCAUGUAAAUGUAUAGGGGCUGUUCUCAUAUUGCCUUUUUGAAUUAAUACUUUACUGUGUGUGUGACUGUGCACCAAAAACGUGGACUAUGUACAAGAAGUGCUAUAGUUUCUAAACGGUUCACCCUAUAUGAUGAAAAUACCCUCAGAUUAAAGCUGACAGUCUGCACUUUAACCGUAUAUUAAUUGUAUAAUUUCCAAUCCAAAGUGCUGGAGUAUAGAGCCGAAACAACACAUAAUGUGUCACUGUCUCAAUACUUUUAGAACUCACUGUAUGAGACAGACUGCUUCAUAUUGAAUUGAAAACUCACCCUAAAACUACUGAAAGUGGAAGGACGAAAACAAAACAUUGACAUUUCUAUUGGGGAGCUAAAACAGUUUGUGCUUACGCUUAUGGUUGUUCGAAAAGUAAAACCGUUACAAAUUGCAUAUGAAUAUAGAGUUUAACAUAAUGGUUUUCAGUAUUUGUUGUUUUUUUAUUCAUUUUUUUAUGAGACAACCUACAUUUUCACAGUAAUAUAGUUGCUAACUAUUAGUGGAGUGGAGGAAGUUACUGUGCUGUCAAGUCAAUACUAACAUGUUGACCAUAUGUCACCGCUUAAUGAUAUUCACGAAAAGGAAAUGUGGAACUCACCCUUUCCUGAAGUGUUACCAAAAUGUAAUCUAAAAGAAGAAAAUAUUAUUUUUGUAUUUCGAAAUGGGGUUGUACAAAAUGUAAAAUUGUGUUCUUCUGAUCAACAUUUAAAAUCUGAGGUUAUCUGAUACUAGAAAACAUUGGUUCUCAUCUCUGUUGAUGGAGUCCCCUCCAUGCAUAUAUUAUGUUCCUCUUAGAGUAUGUGUUGAAACAGAGCAACAUCAUGUUUCAAUUACGAGAGGUUUUGUCAGCGUGGAUAUAAUCAUAGGGAUAUCUCAACUUGCUUUAUCUCUAUGGUAAUAUUGUCUUACAUUUCACAUCUUGACUCACUGAACAAACAACAAAACAUUAUCAAGGGGCAGGCAUAGACUAUCUAUAGGCCAUUGGGAUCUUCUAUAUGACACAUACUUGAGUGUCCAGAUAUUACACUAGAUUGGGAACCAAUGAUUUAUAAAGAUAUUUAAACAGAAAAAAUAUAUAAAUAAAACGUAUGUUGCUGGUGAUUUAGCCUCUGUAAAAUGUUAACUAAUUUAAUUGUUGAUUUUAUUUAUGUUUUGUAACUAAUCAAAAAUAAAUGGUGUUAAACAUCAAACUGUUAA